This is a messenger RNA of Ilex paraguariensis (yerba mate), 213 nucleotides long. The record is from the annotation of a GenBank genome assembly. Lineage: Eukaryota; Viridiplantae; Streptophyta; Magnoliopsida; Aquifoliales; Aquifoliaceae.
GUUACAACUAAAUCAUCGGACAAUGUGAAACAUGAGCAAAUUAAGAUUGUCACAAGGCCAAGGCCUGGUAAAGAAUCCUUAAAUGAAACCAAUGAGAUUAAAUGUUGUCCUGUGACAAACAUGGAAGAGAGGAAGGAAGAGUACGACAGGGCACGAGCUCGAUUUUUUAGUAGUCCGAGUAGUAGUCUUGAGUUGGUACACACAACGUCUUGA